This is a messenger RNA of Echinostoma caproni, 807 nucleotides long. Lineage: Eukaryota; Metazoa; Platyhelminthes; Trematoda; Plagiorchiida; Echinostomatidae. The record is from the annotation of a GenBank genome assembly.
AUGAUUUACAGCUACAGGACCAUUUUGUUCCAGGAACUGUCACUCAUCUAUGGCGGGAAACGGAGUGCUACAACUGUGUGUAAUACCAAGGUGGAAGUUUUGGUCAUGUCGCGAGAACAUUUUAUGAGCAUAUUCAUGAACGCUUCCGACACAUCCAAGGCUGAACAUAUGGUUUUUCUACGUCAGCAUCCGAUGAUUCCGGACACGGUGACCGACGCUCUGGUCAGUGCAGAUAGUAGCAUGUUUCUGUUCACCUACUUCCGACGGGAUAUGAUUAUCUGUGAAGAUAGCAAUGCGAGCGAGUGGAUUUACUUGGUAAAGGCUGGACAGUGCAAAAUUGUUAAAGAUGUUCGUCUUUGUCCAUCAAAACUGAAAUGCUCCGAUUCGAGACCACAAACACAGUUUUCGGAUUCUUAUCAAUGCCGCAAAAGCGGUAAUAGAUUGAUGUCGCGUUUAUCGUCCGCUACGGCCACAGGUAAUGAAGAACUGGAAAAGAAAUAUUUUGUCAUUCUUAAAUUGUUGGAAAUCAAUUCUGUAUUCGGACUGGAAACCAUCGCUUUCGAAUCGCUGGGUGGUACAUCUUCGGUCUCGUUGGUUUCUGACGGAGCUGAGUGUAUUGCAAUCAACAAAAAGUUUUUUCUCAAACACUGUCCAACCGUUUUCAUGAAUUGGUUGCGCCGUCAAAUUCAACCGUUUCCGGAUGAGAAAACCCUAGAGACCAAGUUGGCUAUCUAUCGCGACUGGAGAAUUUACCGAGAACGCGUUGUGGAAGACUAUUUGAUCGCUUGCCAAGAUGAACCACAGUGA